This is a messenger RNA of Arabidopsis thaliana (thale cress), 1036 nucleotides long. Its product is annotated as MD-2-related lipid recognition domain-containing protein / ML domain-containing protein. The coding region runs from base 143 to 604 and encodes 153 amino acids. Gene Ontology annotation, molecular function: sterol binding. The transcript is spliced from 4 exons. NCBI's taxonomy places the organism in Eukaryota, Viridiplantae, Streptophyta, Magnoliopsida, Brassicales, Brassicaceae. Gene Ontology annotation, biological process: sterol transport; intracellular sterol transport. The record is from RefSeq and is marked reviewed.
UGCGAUUUGAGAAUCCCGAUUCCGCAUUUCUGUCUUUGUCUCUUGCUUGUUUAGUCUCUCCUCUCCUCCUCGUCCUCAAUCAUCAUCAUCUGAGAAUUCGCAGCUUUUGCUUCUUCGAUAGAAAAUCUAAUUAUCAUCAAUCAUGUCUAAGUUCACGGGAUUCUCAUCUCUCGCUAUCUCUUAUUUUCUCUUGGUUUCAACGAUUGUUGCAGCCACCGAUGUUCACUACUGCGAUAAUAACGAAGAGUAUGAAGUAAAAGUACAAGGAGUUGAUAUAACUCCUUAUCCUAUAGCUAGAGGCGAGCCAGCUACUUUCAGAAUUUCUGCUAACACAGACACUGAGAUCUCGAGCGGCAAGUUGGUGAUCGAAGUUUCCUACUUUGGAUGGCAUAUUCAUUCUGAGACACAUGAUCUUUGUGAUGAGACAAGUUGUCCUGUGGCCAUUGGAGAUUUCUUGGUAGCGCACUCGCAAGUUCUUCCCGGAUAUACCCCUCCUGGUUCAUACUCACUAAAAAUGAAGAUGCUUGAUGGACGCAAGAAGGAGUUAACUUGCAUCAAGUUCUCAUUUGAUAUUGGAUUUGGAUCCUCCGUGGCCGACAUGUAGAGCUGAUUUGCUCGACGGGAUACACCAUCUUGUUCUAUACCAUGGAACCACUCUCAUUUAUUUUGUAUAAAAUACACUCUCCUGCUAUACAUAAUUGUUGAUCAAAAACCCUUUGAAAAUUCUCAUUCUGGACCAUUCAUGAAUCCCCCCAUUUAUAGAAAAAACAAAGUAAUGAAUUAUUGAUUAGGUUUUAUAGAGCUGUGGUUAGUUCUAGUUGCAACCUUAAAGCUGAGCCUACUUUAACCAAUAGUACAUCAUUACAUCCACGUUCAUGGAAUUAUAAAGACGUGACAUACAUCAUCAUUCAACCAAACGUAAACCAUUAAUGACUUAUCAGAAAAGAUGAAUUUUUUCAUAGCUUCAAUAUACCAACAUGUUAAAAGGGACAUUCCUCCCCUUUUGCUAUGUAUUUGGACAAAGUUGGGCUAAAGU